AUGAUGUCGGCGCCAUACAAUCUUGUACAACAGCGUUUCACGUCCUACAACAACUCCAAAUUUGCCAUCAUGUCAGAAUCUGAAGAAAUGGUCAUCAUAUUAACAGGCGCUUCGAGGGGCAUCGGCCUAGCAGCAGCCCAUCACCUCCUCUCCCACUCGCACAAGCUUGUUCUCGUGUCCCGCACUGCAUCUGCCCUCACCCAGCUUCGCGACCAGUACGGCGCCGACAAAGUCGAAGUUGUCGCCGGUGACCUUUCCGACCUCGCUAUCGCCGACCAAGCGGUUCAAGUCGCGCAUGACCGAUUCGGUCGACUCGACGGACUCAUAGUCAACCAUGGAUCGCUAGAUCCUGUGAAGAAAAUCGCAGACUCAAAUGCUCAAGAGUGGAGCAAAGCAUUCGAUAUCAACGUUUUCAGUGCAAUUACUCUAAUCCAAGCUGCUCUGCCCUCACUUCGCAGAACUCAAGGCCGCAUCAUCCUCACAUCCAGCGGAGCCGCUGUGAGCGCUUACCAAGGUUGGGGCGCCUAUGGUGCGGGCAAAGCAGUGCUCAAUCAUCUUGCCCUGACACUCGCGGUUGAAGAACCCGACGUCACGACGAUAUCUAUUCGCCCGGGCGUUGUCGACACUGAGAUGCAGCGAGAAAUCAGAGAGCUGCACAACAAGACCAUGAGCGUUGAAGAUGCCGCAAAGUUCGCUGGACUUAAGACGAAUGGGGGUUUACUAAAGCCGGAGCAGCCGGGGCAUGUUAUUGCGAAGCUUGCGGUGGCUGGGGGAAAGGAUUUGAGUGGGAAAUUCUUGAGUUGGAACGACGAGGCCCUGGGGAUCUUUCAAGACGUGGCUUAA
Molecule: messenger RNA, 843 nt
Organism: Didymosphaeria variabile
Lineage: Eukaryota; Fungi; Ascomycota; Dothideomycetes; Pleosporales; Didymosphaeriaceae
Exons: 3
Coding region: 1-843 (280 amino acids)
Cellular component (GO): intracellular anatomical structure
Molecular function (GO): oxidoreductase activity, acting on NAD(P)H, oxygen as acceptor
Source: RefSeq, a predicted model, not a curated record